Trichosporon asahii var. asahii CBS 2479 is the source of this 948-nucleotide messenger RNA. RefSeq lists its product as uncharacterized. The coding region runs from base 1 to 948 and encodes 315 amino acids. The transcript has a single exon. NCBI's taxonomy places the organism in Eukaryota, Fungi, Basidiomycota, Tremellomycetes, Trichosporonales, Trichosporonaceae. The record is from RefSeq and is a predicted model, not a curated record.
AUGGACGAUCAUCCUUCUCUCGGUCCGUUUCAGUGUCGCACCGACGGCUGCAACAGAAUUUUCGACAACUGGACCCAGCGCAAUGCUCACGAGGCGCGUUGCUGUGGCGUGUGUCCCGAGUGCGGGGCACAUUUUCAGUACCAGUGGCUUCUCGACUCCCACAUCCAUGGACACCGUACCGGGUACGCUUGGAGAUGCAGGUUGGGUUGCAAGGAGAGCGAUCGUCUGACCGAUCAACCCGGCCGCCGUCCCAAGGCUCGCCAGCUCCCGAAGAACAUCGACAAGGACUUCCUCUGGUUCGAGAAGGAGCACGAGCUCAACAGUCACCACGCGAUUGAUCACGGUGUCACGUUCGCCCAAGCACGUCGUGCCCAGGGCGUGCCAGCGAGCUACAAUGGACCCGUUUUUGUCCCCUUGGUCACGGGCUCGGCUGCAGCAGUCGCCCUCGAGGACGCCCAGGCGCGCCGCAGGGCGUCCCAUGAGCGUACCACCGCCAAUCGAGGUGCGGCUGGUAAGGCGAGAGACCUGACAGUGCGCCGCUUGCGCCGAGAAACGGAGCGCGAGCUUGAGACGGCCGCCCAGCGCGAAGAACGUCAAGCCAAGCAGCGCGGGUACAGCGCUAAGUUUAAUGCCAAGCGCAAGGGCGACACACCCAGCACCACGAAGCACCCCAAGAAGAAGCGCGUGGUUUCUCGACGCCGCAAUUACGACGAGCAUGUCGACUACAAGUCCGACGACGAGCAUGUGCAAGAGCACGAGGAUGAGCUCGAGAAGGAGUUCGAGGAGUGCUCCGAGACUGAGGAGGAGUCUUGUGUCCAGGACGAGUCCGAGGAGGAGUCCGAGGAGGAGCUCGAGGAGGAGUCGAGGAGGAGCUCGACGAUGAGCUCGACGUGGAGCUCGACGAUGAGCUCGACGUGGAGCUCGACGAUGAGCUCGACGUCUAGCUAA